Messenger RNA from Ostrinia furnacalis (Asian corn borer), 960 nucleotides. RefSeq lists its product as uncharacterized. The record is from RefSeq and is a predicted model, not a curated record. The transcript has a single exon. The coding region runs from base 1 to 960 and encodes 319 amino acids. Lineage: Eukaryota; Metazoa; Arthropoda; Insecta; Lepidoptera; Crambidae.
AUGUCUCUCAAACGUACACCUCCACACACUCCUGCGACGAUGUCCCCUGCACCCCCGGCCCCCGCGCGGAAGCCCGCAGCCUCGGCUGCCGCGCCCGCCCUGCCUACGACGUCACAACAGCUAAGUGCGGAAGCGGACGCAGCACUGGAUACUGUCACCAUGCGCAAUGUAAGCAAGCGUAAAUUUCAAUCAGACCAGGAGAUAGUAAUGCGCGAAUUUAUGUCAGAGAUGAGAACUAUGUUCAAUAAUUUUACUGAUUCACAAAACCAAAAACUUUCCUCAAUACAAAACUCUGUGACGGUUAUUAAAGAGCAAAAUGACGAAAUUGUCAAGUCGCUAGACUUUUUGAGCCAGAAGUACGACGAAAUGCGGGAAGAAAUAGACAGUUUUAGAAAAGAACAAAAGGAAAGCCGAAAUUACAUUGACACACUUGAAAGAAAAAUUGAACAAUUAGAACGGAAAUCAAAAUCAAAUGAAGUGGAAAUACGAAACAUACCAAAACCAACUGGCCUGGAAACAACUCAAGAUUUACGAAAAUCUUUUCAAAACAUCUGCUCUGCGAUUGGCGUGAACAUAGGCGAUGGAGAAAUAAAGGCAUUAUACAGAAUUAAUACGAAAAUAGAAAUAAACAAGCCAAUUAUUGUUGACUUUGUUAGCAGCACAUGUAAAGAGAGACUUUUAUCUGGAUUAAAGUCAUAUAAUGCCCAGUACUCGUCCAAUAAGCUAAAUACAAAGCAUCUGCAUAUAAGUGGUCCGGAACGUCGUAUCUUCAUCUCGGAAUCACUCACCUUUAAGGCGAAGAAGCUUUUCCGCAUGGCAAGAGACUUUGCUACUGAAAAUAAAUACCAGUAUUGUUGGACAUCGCAUGGAACCGUGUACCUGAGACAAAGGGAAGGAUUAAGGGCGCUAAAAAUUACUUCUGAAGAGGACUUACCAGUACCGGAGUCGUCAUCCAAAUGA